CCCUUAAACUCCUUCAGCCGGCUUUCAGAUGUUCUCUCUCUCAGAUCGUCUCCUCCUCUGCCUCUUCGCCUCUUCGCCUCUUUGCCUCCGUAACUGAAGGAAACAUGUUGCUCCACAGACUCCUGGCUCUGCUGGGACUCCUCACGCUCUGCAAAGGUCAGGAAGAGACGGCCACAGAGGAGCCCUGCGACAACUUCACGGACCUGGACCUGUCUCACUGCUUCAUGGGAACCAGCCUGUACGUCCGCCUGCUGCUCUACACCCGCGCCAACCUGGACUGCGGCCGGGAGCUCAGCCACCACCGCCUGUCCUCCCAGCCGCUGCUGGACCUCCACCGCCCCACCGCCUUCGUCAUCCACGGCUACAGGCCCACCGGCGCGCCGCCCAUCUGGAUCAACCACAUAGUUCACCUGCUGGCCGAGCAGGAGGACAUGAACAUCAUCGUGGUGGACUGGAACAAAGGAGCCGCCAACCUCAACUACUUCACCGCCGUCACCUACACCAGAGAGGCCGCUCUGAACCUGACGGGCUUCAUCAGAACCAUGCAGGAAGAAGGAGCCUCUCUGAGCUCCAUACAUGUCAUAGGGGUCAGCCUGGGAGCUCACCUGGCCGGAUUCGUUGGAGCAAACCUGAAAGGAGCAAUCGGUCGCAUCACAGGUUUGGACCCGGCCGGGCCGAUGUUCACCAGCGCCACGCCGGAGGAGAGGCUGGACCCGUCUGACGCCAUGUUUGUGGACGUCCUGCACACCGACAUGAACUCAUUCGGACUCCGAGGAGCUCAUGGUCACAUCGACUUCUACGCCAACGGAGGAACCGACCAACCAGGAUGUCCUAAAACCAUCUUCUCAGGUAAAUCUUACUUUGUGUGCGACCACCAGCGCUCGGUGUUCCUGUUCCUGUGCGCCCUGAACCGAACCUGCCACCUCACCGGCUACCCCUGCUCCUCAUACAGCCGCUUCCUGGACGGCCAGUGCCUGCAGUGCGAGGCCUUUAAACCCGCGUCCUGCCCUGUGCUCGGCUACGACGUCAGCCAGUGGAGAGAUGCUCUGGUGCAGCUCGGACAGACCAAGGUCUUCUUCAGCACCACCGCCUCCCUGCCCUACCAGAAGCUCAGCUACAGAGUGGACAUGGUGACGUGGAACCAGUACCUGCGCUGGGGGGUCGUCUACAUCCGUCUGCACAGCGGCAGGAACUUCACGGAGGCCCGGAUCGACCAUAAGCUGCUGCGGUUCGAGCAGUUCACCUCCACCCGGCUGCUGGCCCAGUUCGACGACGACCUGCAGCCCGUCCAGAAGAUCUCCAUGCGCAUCAACACCGGGAACAUCAUCGGCCCUCGGUACAAAAUCAGGCUGAUUAGAAUCCGCUUCACGCCACUGGAGCGUCCUGACAGGCCGGUCAUGUGCCGAUUUGACAUCAUCAUGGAGGAGAACAUGGAGGUGGCGUUCAGACCUCUGCCCUGCGGCGGCCGCCUCUGACGCUGAGGCCGGACGGACCGACGCCUGACGCCCUGCUGCAUCCGGGUCGGUUCAGGACCUCCAUCCGCCUCCAUCCGCCUCCAUCCGCCUCCAGGAGAAGCAGCGCUGCCCUGCGACCUGCCGCUGUGGGUUACCCCUGGUCCUCAGGACGCUGAGAACUACAGGACAGAUCAGAGGUCCUGCUGGGACAGAGAGUCUCCAGUCGACUUGAUGAAGCCCAGCUUCAGCUCGACUGGGAUUGUUCUUAAGUUUUUAGUGUGAAACCCGUUUCAGGGCCUGUUUUCAGCUGUAGGAGUCCGUUUAUUAACCAGGCUGACAGGAAAUAAACCGUCUGCUUCAGGAGUAAUCACAUGUUCGUUAUACUGCUGCAGCAGCUCGCUGACCAGGACUCAUUUAGCUUCCAUCUUUUAAAGUGGUCUUAAUAAACAGCUCUGAGGACUUUC
Fundulus heteroclitus (mummichog) is the source of this 1918-nucleotide messenger RNA. It is a transcript of the gene lipib, whose product is annotated as lipase, member Ib. Gene Ontology annotation, molecular function: carboxylic ester hydrolase activity; lipase activity. Gene Ontology annotation, biological process: lipid metabolic process. The record is from RefSeq and is a predicted model, not a curated record. Lineage: Eukaryota; Metazoa; Chordata; Actinopteri; Cyprinodontiformes; Fundulidae. The transcript is spliced from 10 exons. The coding region runs from base 105 to 1475 and encodes 456 amino acids.